CACAGCGGUAAAAACAGUGAUGGAUGAGGAGAGGGAAAGAGCACAAACUGAAUGCAAGACCCAGAAUUUGGUAGAAAUUACCUCUGUACAGCCGCAUGAAAUUAAUAUCGAGUCAAAUCACGUUGAAGGCGAAAUCAAUGCAGACACAAUUAUGAAGAAAUGUGGCGCCAUGGUGGUAUGCGACGACGCUUCGAAAUUUUGCAACGCCGUUCAAACCGUGGAGGCGGCUGAGAAGCGUGAUUUUGAAGAAGACAAAAUGGCGGAGUUGCAGCGUGUUGAAGUAGGAAUGAGUCACCUUUCUGUGGAAUCAAGAGCGUCCAGUGUUGCUGAAAUUUAUCCUAGCCGUAUCGAUAUAAAAGACUUGGAAGCGGUCGUGCAAGCAUUCUCUGGCGAUGAUAAUUUGCCCGUUCGUUUAUGGAUUGUCGAAUUUGAGACUGCUUGUAGCAUGCUUGGAGUGCCAGAUGAACGUUUGUGGAUCUAUGCAAAGCGUUUAUUGAGUGGAUCGGCAAAGGAAUAUUUCCUCCAUCAAGGAGCCAUACCGUGGGGCGAUUUACGUAAGCAGCUUAUGGAUGUAUUUGGGGAGGAGUGCACGCGCUUGGAGAUUGGCGAGCAGUUAAAAAAAUGCAAGCAAGCUAAAGACGAAUCGGCUUUUCAUUAUUUUAUAAGAAUGUGCAGUAUUGCGCGUCAAGCCGAUUUGGAAGAUUGCGACGUCAUCAAACACAUUGUGUGUGGCUUGCGCGAUGGAGUUGGUAUUACGUCAUCGUUGUUCUUUUGUCAGACCCUAAAAGAGCUACGUCAGAAAGUGAUCCAGCUCGACAAAAUCCGGCCGUUGGUGUUAUUGAACGAAGCAGGCUCUACGAAUAAAGCUACAGUACGUGAAGUCCGCUGCUACAACUGCCGUCAGAUGGGUCACAUAUCGACUGAGUGUAAGAAGCCGAAACGUCCAAUCGAUGGAUGUUUCACUUGCGGGGAGAGAGGCCAUCAGCAUCGGGACUGCCCGAAACGCCGUAUGAAAGAUACAGUUGCCGCUACUGCAGAGCUGGUAAAGGAAGAAGACGAUGUGGCAGCCAUACAAUUACCCAGUUAGUUUUAUAUAUAAAUCCGUAGUACCAAAUGAUUUUGUAUUGGAAAAUCCAUUUAUGAAGAAAUAUCAUGGACUGGGAGGAACCCAACUUUCUGUUUGCGGACAAGUGAAAUCCCGUAUUAAAUUUAAUGGAAAAUAUUAUGAAAUUUUACUUUUAGUUAUAGAUAAUGGUAGACUACCAACACAGUUAGUGCUUGGGAGAGAUGCCCUCAGUAUCCUCCAAGUUCGAUUAAUACAAAACAAUGUUAAAGCUGUAAAUCAGAAUGUCAUUAAAUGUGAAUAUAAAUCCUUC
Messenger RNA from Scaptodrosophila lebanonensis, 1376 nucleotides. RefSeq lists its product as uncharacterized. The coding region runs from base 20 to 1087 and encodes 355 amino acids. The record is from RefSeq and is a predicted model, not a curated record. NCBI's taxonomy places the organism in Eukaryota, Metazoa, Arthropoda, Insecta, Diptera, Drosophilidae. The transcript is spliced from 2 exons. Gene Ontology annotation, molecular function: zinc ion binding; nucleic acid binding.